This is a messenger RNA of Eucalyptus grandis, 1501 nucleotides long. RefSeq names its product methylsterol monooxygenase 2-2. Bases 539 to 1099 code for a protein of 186 amino acids. The transcript has 7 exons. Lineage: Eukaryota; Viridiplantae; Streptophyta; Magnoliopsida; Myrtales; Myrtaceae. The record is from RefSeq and is a predicted model, not a curated record. Gene Ontology annotation, molecular function: iron ion binding; C-4 methylsterol oxidase activity. Gene Ontology annotation, biological process: sterol biosynthetic process; 4-alpha-methyl-delta7-sterol oxidation.
UGUCUGCAUUUCGUCCUGAUAUGUUGCUUGGUUUUCUAUUUUCGCGAUUUCUGUGAGGCGAGAUGAGUGGCAUCAACAUCGGAGCUUAUAUGUAGUUGAAGUAAUUAAAAUUUUGCCCGUACACCUUCUUUGUCCGCCGAUGCAGCCGUCCAAAUUGGAAGUCUAAGGCUUUUGCGUUUGCACAGUGCCGAUUCUUACCAAGACCAUGUUUUGCGGUUUUCUUGCUUCUGUUGUCAUCCUUGGCAUGACUGAUCAUUGACUUAAAGAGAAAAUUGGCUGGACUUAUUGAUUACUGCAAUCGACAGAAAACUAAGUCAACUAUCUGGUCACGCAUUUCAGCGACUUUCAACUGGCCUGCCUCGGGAGUUUCUUUCUUCAUGAAAGUGUGUUUUUCUUCUCAGGACUGCCUUUUAUAUUUCUUGAACGGGCAGGAUGGUUAAGCAAGUACAAAAUACAGCCGAAGAAUAACACCCCUGCAGCUCAGGAAAAAUGCAUCACUCGUCUGGUACUGUACCAUCUGUGUGUAAACCUACCAGUGAUGAUUUUCUCCUAUCCUGUCUUCAGAUUCAUGGGCAUGCGAAGUAGUCUUCCCCUGCCAUCCUGGAAGACAGUGUUGGCGCAGAUUAUAUUCUACUUCAUCCUUGAGGACUUUAUAUUCUAUUGGGGCCACAGGGUUCUACAUACAAAAUGGCUGUACAAGCAUGUUCACAGUGUCCACCAUGAAUACGCGACGCCCUUUGGACUGACUUCUGAAUAUGCACACCCCGCUGAGAUACUGUUUCUUGGUUUUGCAACCAUUGUUGGCCCUGCCAUUACUGGGCCCCAUCUGAUGACUUUAUGGUUAUGGAUGGUACUCAGAGUGCUGGAGACAGUUGAAGCUCAUUGUGGUUACCAUUUCCCAUGGAGCCUUUCAAACUUUUUGCCAAUAUAUGGGGGUGCUGAUUUUCAUGAUUACCACCACCGUUUGCUGUAUACCAAAUCUGGAAACUACGCGUCAACCUUUGUGUACAUGGAUUGGGUCUUUGGAACUGACAAGGGGUUCAGAAAGUUGAAGGCCUUGAAGUCUGGUCACAUUGAAGAUUCCGGCAAGGAAAUGUAGCAAAGGAAGAUUUCGUUAAGAUUCUCGAAAUUGGAAGUGGGUGUAUGGUUAAUAGUCAUCUCAGAGGAAGGUUCUUUUUCGGUUAGUGCAGCAUCUUCAUUGCAACAUUUUUUCCUUCAUUUUCAGUAUCAUCUGUGAUGUGGAAUCAGUGGAAAAGCUUCCUGUGAACUAGUAGUGCCUCUCCUAUUUUCUACACCGAUAAGGGUUUGGGGCCACUAACCCGUUCGCAUAGACUUUGACCUUUACCUUAGCUGAGCCUGUUCACUCGACAAUUUUGCAUUUCCCAUUGUUAAGCAUAUGUAUGAUUUAAGUUCCUCACCGGGAACAGUCAAUUGCUGUAUGUAAAGCGCUUUGAAAAUUAUGAUUUUCGAGGACUAUGGACAUUCCAUAGGCGGCUUUGGA